AUGCACCCUUCAGGCGUAACAUGGAACUAUUCAACCACGGAGGGAUCUAUGUCAACACACCUCAUCCAAGAAAUUCCAGAGCUAAAUGAUCCCCCAAUGUCAUACCGAGACUACACCCUUCUCUCUCCAUACAUCUACUGGAAUGGGACAACAGGACCAGGAAUAGUUGUGAUAAACCAGAUUGAUCGGACCCAUUUUGCUGACGAAAUCCCCCCAGUGGCCCCAGUCUCUGCCGUGACUCAGGCUAUUUACGAACACUUCUUUCAUAUCGAUGCUCUACGCCAUGUCUACGUGAACAAUGUUGUGAACACAGGGACUAGGGAGUUGGUUCAAGGACAACUAUACACUCCCCCUCGGACCACAACGCGCUCCUACAUCCAUGGUCAAUUACCAGAUUGGGACCAGCGGAUUUGGAAUUAUGAGUCACCAGAGUACGAUGCUAUACUGGGCACGAGGAUUGGGAAGGUAGUGGCUUAUUUGGUACUUGGGGCUUUUGAGAGAGGUACGAGGAAGAUUUCCAGAAUUGUCACUUACUCGCUUCGGACGAGACCGAAGCAUUUUCUUCAUAUGCGCUUUGAUAUUGAGACCAUUCGAGGUUUCGAUGGUCAUGGUUGA
Messenger RNA from Penicillium pulvis, 615 nucleotides. RefSeq lists its product as uncharacterized. The transcript has a single exon. Bases 1 to 615 code for a protein of 204 amino acids. The record is from RefSeq and is a predicted model, not a curated record. NCBI's taxonomy places the organism in Eukaryota, Fungi, Ascomycota, Eurotiomycetes, Eurotiales, Aspergillaceae.